UUCAAUUUCCUUUCAAAUUAUGAUUCAUUCUGAACACAACGCUAAACCGGAGAAUGGAGGCAGAAAGUUACAAUAGACUGAGUCAACAAGACCCUUCUGGUGGUGCCACUGUUUCUCAUCCAUCCAGUGAACGAAAAAACUUUGAUGUUUUCCUCAGUCUUGGUGGAAAAGAUGUUCGCUACACCUUCACUGGUAAUCUCUUUAAUGCUUUGCGCAGCAAGAGAAUUAAGACCCUUUUCAGAGAACAUGAAUAUGAACCUGAUGAUGACACCAAUAUUUCACCCUCUGCUCUUAAAGCAAUACAAACGUCAAAGAUUUCCAUCGUUGUUUUCUCCCCAGAAUAUGCAUCCUCCUCAAAACGUCUCGAUGAACUUGUGGCCAUCCUUGAGUGUAGGAUGAGGACCAACCAACUCGUAUGGCCAAUCUUUUACGGAGUGGAACCGACUGACGUAAGAUUUCAGAGAGGUAGAUAUGAACAAGCCAUUAAUAGAUUUGAAGAAAGAUAUUAUUCCCCAGAGAGGAUGAAUAAAUGGAGAGCAGCUUUGGCUGAAGUCAGCAACUUGAGUGGAUGGUUUUACCAAAAGGGGCACAAAUACGAAUAUAAAUUCAUCCGAAAGAUUGUGGAAGCAGCCGUGCAAUGCCUGUCAAGAUAUGAUGUUUUUCUGAGUUUUUGUGGAGAGGAUACCCGCUACACUCUCACAGGUUUUCUAUACAAUGCCCUUCGCCGAGAGGGAUUCAAAAUCUUCAUGGACGAUGAAGAAUUGGAGGGUGGGAACCAAAUUUCUCAAAAGCUAAUGGGAGCAAUAGAAAGUUCAAGGGUUUCAAUUGUUGUGUUCUCUGAAAACUAUGGAUAUUCCACCUGGUGUGCUUUGUCUCAAAUCACCAACUUGGAAGGAGAGCAUCUCAGUGAAAAUGAGUCUGUUCCAUCAUGAAUCUAUAGAAAGGAUUGUGGAACGGCUCAUUAAUAUUGAAGAUGAGGAAGCAUAUAACAACUCCUUUCCUUGUUCCAAUGACAGCUACGGAGAACAAUGAAUAAAUGAAGACUGUCAAAAUAUACAUGUCGUGGAGCUCUGUGUAAGCAACUGAUAGUGGCAUCAGUAACAAUCCUUGAAUUGUGCUUAUAAGUGUUGUUUCUGCACCCUGUUGCAGUUCCAAUGGUUUUUUGUAUUCCUUUUAAAUCUCGUUUAAUUCUUGAGGUCUGAUGUGUUUUUUCUGCAUCUUUUGUGAUGAGUGGUGCUAUUUUAGCACAUGGACGUUUUCAUUAGCUUAGGUUCCAUGAAUCAGAGUUUGAAUACUUGCUGUUGAGACAUUGUAAUCUACUCAGACACAAAUAGAAAUAUAGUAUACACAAUUAAAUUUUUAAACUUCAAUUUUAAUUUUCA
Molecule: messenger RNA, 1382 nt
Organism: Vigna angularis (adzuki bean)
Lineage: Eukaryota; Viridiplantae; Streptophyta; Magnoliopsida; Fabales; Fabaceae
Product: disease resistance protein RPV1
Exons: 3
Coding region: 54-932 (292 amino acids)
Biological process (GO): signal transduction
Source: RefSeq, a predicted model, not a curated record